AGCUGGUGCUCGUGGUUUCCGCGAUGAGUUCUCAGAAAGGGAACGUGGCUCGUUCCAGGCCUCAGAGGCACCAGAAUACGUUUAGCUUCAAAAAUGACAAGUUUGAUAAGAGUGUGCAGACCAAGACUUAUUUUCUGCUUUAAAAGAAACCAGAAAAUAAACGCAAAACUGCAUGAUGGAGUAUGUCAGCGCUGUAAAGAAGUUCUUGAAUGGCGUGUAAAAUACAGCAAAUACAAACCACUAUCAAAACCUAAGAAAUGUGUUAAAUGUUUACAAAAGACAGUGAAGGAUUCUUAUCAUAUAAUGUGUAGACCUUGUGCUGGUGAACUUGAAGUUUGUGCUAAAUGUGGAAAGAAAGAAGACAUUGUUAUUCCGUUUAACAAGGAGCCAGAAAAGACAGAAAAUACUGAAAAUAAUCUAAGUUCCAACUGUAGAAGAAGGUGCUUAAGAAAUGAAGAUGAAAGUGAUGGUGAUUUAGAUUUUGAUGUUGAUUUAGAUGACGCUGAAGAAGACAAUUAAGUGAACUAAUAAAAUUACAUCAAAUGUCAGCCCAACAA
Echinops telfairi (small Madagascar hedgehog) is the source of this 557-nucleotide messenger RNA. It is a transcript of the gene CUNH9orf85, whose product is annotated as chromosome unknown C9orf85 homolog. The coding region runs from base 94 to 519 and encodes 141 amino acids. The record is from RefSeq and is a predicted model, not a curated record. The transcript is spliced from 5 exons. NCBI's taxonomy places the organism in Eukaryota, Metazoa, Chordata, Mammalia, Afrosoricida, Tenrecidae.